GAGGCGAGGCACGCGGGGGUUCCCGAGCCUGGCUCCGCGCCAGGCCUGCGCCCUUCGGCCCUGGGGCCACGGGGGCGGCCGCGCCCGGGAGCGGGAGGCUAGCACGCGGGGUCGGGCGGCUCAGCAGGCGCAGCCAUGGGCUCCCUCGGCUCCCACGCCGCGCGCAUCCCCGACGCGGACAGCAUCCGGCGGGAGACCGGCUUCUCGCAGGCCAGUCUGCUCCGCCUCUACCACCGGUUUCGGGCACUGGACAGGAACAAGAAGGGCUACCUGAGCCGCAUGGAUCUGCAGCAGAUUGGGGCUCUGGCCGUGAACCCCCUGGGAGAACGCAUUAUAGACAGCUUCUUCCCUGAUGGGAAUCUGCGUCUGGAUUUCCCAGGCUUUGUCAGAGUCCUGGCUCAUUUUCGCCCCAUCGAUGAUGAGGACCCAGGAAUUCGAGACCCCAAGGAACCUGAACCCCUCAACAGCAGAAUGAACAAACUUCGCUUCGCAUUUCAGCUCUAUGACCUGGACCGGGACGGAAAGAUCUCCCGGCACGAGAUGCUACAGGUCCUCCGGCUGAUGGUUGGGGUGCAGGUGACAGAAGAGCAGUUGGAGAGCAUCGCUGAUCGCACGGUGCAGGAAGCGGAUGAAGACGGAGAUGGGGCUGUGUCCUUCCUGGAGUUCACCAAGUCCUUGGAGAAGAUGGACAUCGAACAGAAAAUGAGCAUACGGAUCCUGAAGUGACCCCCUUUGUGCCUUUGGCUGCCUUACACAGACCAGUUCAGCCCGGGAUUUGUCUUCAGCCCCUGCAGAGGCAGGGCCCCAAUAAACUGUAUUCUUGUGUCUAAGCUAAACUCUCUUUGGGGCCAAGGAAGGCAAGCUGGAAGCGUGUGUACCGAAUAAAGUCGAGCUCAUUUGAUGUCA
Leopardus geoffroyi (Geoffroy's cat) is the source of this 906-nucleotide messenger RNA. It is a transcript of the gene CHP2, whose product is annotated as calcineurin like EF-hand protein 2. NCBI's taxonomy places the organism in Eukaryota, Metazoa, Chordata, Mammalia, Carnivora, Felidae. The coding region runs from base 136 to 726 and encodes 196 amino acids. Gene Ontology annotation, molecular function: calcium ion binding. The record is from RefSeq and is a predicted model, not a curated record. The transcript has 7 exons.